Messenger RNA from Striga asiatica, 2267 nucleotides. The record is from the annotation of a GenBank genome assembly. NCBI's taxonomy places the organism in Eukaryota, Viridiplantae, Streptophyta, Magnoliopsida, Lamiales, Orobanchaceae.
CUAUCGUGCCUUUGGCCAUUAGAUAUGUAUGACCAAGUCUAAAGUCUUCUUGGCAGAAUAAAGAUUCGACCUUUUUCUUUCGUUUUUCCCCUUCAAAGAUCUUACUCUCAUCUCUUUUUAAUCCCAUUUGUUCGAAAGGCCGCCGUCACACUUGACUUCCUGAAUGUCUUCAACAGCUAGUAAACCGUAAACUGUGAAAUCUCUCAUCGUAAUUUUUGCAAAUUUCGUACAUUUAAUGUUUUGUGGCUGUUUUUAGCAUUUUUCUAUUAUUGUUUUCAUAUAUAUAUUUGCGGUGUGACUUGGAUGGGUGGUUGUUGCCGUGUGCAAUACUUCUCUUUUUUAGGUAAUUGCAGACUUUUAGAGCAGAUUUUAGUAUUGAGUUUUUGUGGGUACCACGAAGGAUCAAGAACAAGUUCAAGUUCUUCCAUUUUUUUGGUAAUUGAAUCGUUUUAGAGCAGAUUUUAGUAUUGGGUUUUUUUGUUGGUAAAACAAAGGAUCAAGAACAAGAAUUUGAUGUUUUCAAUAUUAUGUGUUCUUUAUAAUCCAGGCUAAAGCCUAAAACUUUUCUGUGGAUGCUAUGGAGUUAGAUAUAUGAAUUAAUGAUGAUUCGAUUUAUAUUUGCUGCAUUUUUUGCUACAUUUUCAGUGUGUGUAGACAAUGAAGUGUUUCCAAUUUCAUAUUGGAGAUAAAAAAGAAGACCAAAAAUCCACCACGAAGCCAAAUUCGGGUCUUUCUUCAUUUGCUGAUCAUGAAGUAAGGCAAUUCGGAUCUGAAUUAAAUUCUCAAAAUGCAUCAGACACAAGCUCUGAGUCAAGGGGCCGUAAUCAGUUUCCCAAUAUGUCCGAAAGGAGCAGUAAUCUCAAAGAUUUUACCUUUUCCGAACUUAAACAAGCGACCAAAAACUUCAGCCGAACGGCUAAACUCGGAGAAGGGGGAUUUGGAUGUGUCUUUAAAGGUGUGAUUAGGAGCUCUGAAGAUCCAUCGAAGAAAAUCGACGUUGCUGUAAAACAAUUGGGUAGAAGAGGAUUGCAGGGUCACAAAGAAUGGGUGACUGAAGUUAAUGUUCUGGGUAUUGUCGAACAUCCAAAUCUCGUGAAGCUGAUUGGCUACUGUGCUGAGGACGAUGAAAGAGGAAUACAAAGGCUUCUAAUAUAUGAAUAUAUGCCUAAUGGCAGUGUUGAAGAUCAUUUAUCGGUUAGAUCUAUUUCUACACCCCUUUCAUGGGAGAUGAGGCUCAAAAUUGCACUAGAUGCUGCUCGUGGCUUGGCCUACCUUCACGAAGAAAUGGAUUUUCAGAUUAUCUUUAGAGAUUUCAAAUCGUCCAAUAUUCUUCUAGACGAGCAGUGGAAUGCGAAACUAUCGGACUUUGGAUUGGCUCGAUUGGGACCUGCAGAAGGACUAACACAUGUCUCGACUGCGGUUGUUGGGACUUUAGGCUACGCUGCACCUGAAUACGUCCACACGGGCCGCCUCACAUCAAAGAGCGACGUCUGGAGCUUCGGCGUAUUCCUCUACGAACUUAUCACGGGCCGGCGCCCGCUGGAUCGUAACCGGCCGAGGUCCGAGCAGAAGCUUCUGGAAUGGGUAAAACCGUACUUGUCGGACGCCAAGAAGUUCCAGAUGAUACUCGAUCCCAGGCUAACCAAUGAGGGUAGUAAACAGGUCCUCCGUUCGGCCCACAAGCUCUCGCUCGUCGCGAACCGCUGCCUGGCCCGUUUGCCGAAAGCCCGGCCCACUAUGGGCGAGGUCCGCGAAAUGAUCAGCCAGGUCGUGGAGGCUUCAUCAUCGGCAAAUGGUGGGGCCCACGAGGGACUACUACCCCAGCCCGCCGUGAGGGGCAGCGGUGGAAAAGUGGGAAAAAAUAUUUUUUUCCGAAAAAACGAGGGAAAGGGUAAAGGGAGAAUGGUGGAUUUGAAAUUCGGGGAUGGCGGGUGGCUCGUGCGCGUUUGGACGUCGAAGCUCGUGAGGACUUGCUGACGUGGCGGGAGAUUUUUUUUUUUCCGGUUUUUUCCCGGGUUCGGGCCGAAUCGGGUUCGGGUGGACCACUCUCUAAAAGGGUGCUUACAAAAGGGUAAGGUAACAUUGUUUGUGAUAAUCUGAAUUUGUAUGAAUGAUUUUAGGAAUAGGUUGACAAGUUGGUGACUUUUUUUUGUUGUUUCAUUGGUAUGUAAAGUUGGACAUGAGAAAGGGCUGUGUUGGUCAUGAACAUUGGUGUAUUUUUUUCAAUAAGGUAAUGAAGAAAAUAUUUUGUUUUACCAUGGAUUAAA